This is a messenger RNA of Linepithema humile (Argentine ant), 2771 nucleotides long. It is a transcript of the gene rtet, whose product is annotated as major facilitator superfamily domain-containing protein rtet. The record is from RefSeq and is a predicted model, not a curated record. Gene Ontology annotation, biological process: transmembrane transport. Gene Ontology annotation, molecular function: transmembrane transporter activity. Lineage: Eukaryota; Metazoa; Arthropoda; Insecta; Hymenoptera; Formicidae. Gene Ontology annotation, cellular component: brush border membrane.
CUGCUGUUUCUAGAAAAAAAAAUUUAAGAAGCGGAAGAAGAUGAUGAAAAGAUUCAAAGAUAGAUAAAAGCAGCAUUCUAGAACUGCAUUCUAAAAGUCGGCAUUCUAAAAGCUCACCUGGCCUGCAUCUAUAAGUACGGGAUUUGUUGACGGGAUUCACAUGGCCAGCUUAUGUCAAUCUUUUGUAGUGCAGUAUUGACUGACAUCUGGUUGGUUGCCUGUCUGUAGGCUUAGCUCCGUAUAAAAUUCAUAACGGAAAUAUAUAUCACAAGAUGUAUACAGGAUGUCUCUGAUUUCUAUUGAAUUAUAUCUUGUGAUAGAUUUCUUGUCUAAUUUGAGGAAAUAUAUUUCUCAGAAAUUGAGAAGCUCAAUGUACAAUGUCAACCACCGCACCAACCACUGCUUACGCUUUAUUUGCGCUUUAAAUAGAUAUGAUAGAGCUGAUAGAGAUAGUAUAUCCAAUAUGUGAAAUGGGAUGCUUUGUUAAUGUUGAAGUACAAAAGUUUGGAGAAAUCACAAUUGAUAUUGAAUCCCAUCUGCGCAAGGAAUUAACACGUAACACAGUGGCACAAAAUUUAAUUCUGCUGAAAUAAAUUAAAUUCCCACCGCAUAACAUUAGGAUUCCCGAUGACCCACUUAUGGGUGCGCUUGUUCAGCACCGUGUAUCAUCGGCAAACGCAUUGUGUUCCCUCGUUCUAGCAACAGCUGGCCUCACCACCACGACCGUCACCACCAUCACCACCACCACCACGAUCGCCAUCAGAGCGCUCUGCAAUGCAUGGAUGACACUACUGACCGCAUUACGUCGAGGCAUGUGCGGGAUGUAAAGGAAUGUGGCAGACGGUUGUGCCUUUCACUUCGGGACAUGUAUCUUUUUCGGCGAUCUUGUACCGCAAUGACAGGACCGCUAGACGCACCGUCGUUAUUGUAUCCCGAGGCCAUAAGGACCACGUUUGAAAUCACGCGACAAUUUCUACAUUAAUGAUGUAGCCUGAUAAAAGUGCCAAUUAAAUUUGCAAGGAUACCUGUUAUUUUGCAAAUUGUAGAGUUAUCUGCUUCCUGAAACCUAGAAACAUCCGAUAAUUUGUGUGAGUUUAUCGUCGAUCGAGGAAUCAGCUCCUGUGCAGAAAUGAACAAUUUCCAAACAGAGAAGAUUACAGAAAUUUAUAUAAUUUUUAUAUAAAUAAAUAAAAUAUACUACGUGAAUCUGGAGCAAACACUCUAUUGGGAAAGAUGAAUGAAACCAAAGACAACACUGUGCGAGUGGUAUUUAUAUCCUUGCUGCUGGAUCUUCUAUCAUUUACAAUGAUAUUGCCACUGCUGCCUGCUCUGUUGGAUCACUACAAAGAGAUAGAAAACGGUCAUGGAUUGUAUUCCUCUAUUUUCAGCUAUGUGAAGAGUAUACAAGUGUUCUUUGACGCGCCAGAUAAAGUCAGUACAGUUCUUUACGGAGGUUUUCUAGGCUCUAUGUAUUCUUUCUUACAAUUUCUGGGAUCACCAAUUAUAGGAGCAUUAUCUGACAUUUAUGGAAGGAAGCCGUUAAUGCUUUUGUGCUUAAUAGGCAUUUCACUAUCUCAUCUUCUAUGGGCAUUCUCAACAAAUUUUGCUAUUUUUGUACUGGCGAGAUUCGUUGGUGGUAUUAGUAAAGGAAAUGUCAGUCUAUCAAUGGCUAUUAUCAGCGAUGUCACUUCUCCAAAAACAAGAGGAAAGGCAAUGGCUCUCGUCGGAAUAGCUUUCUCUAUAGGUUUUGUAAUAGGACCAAUGAUAGGGGCAUUUUUCGCAUGGAUCUCGAGUGGUAAUAGAGAAGGCACGUGGUAUGUGAUACCGGCUCUGUUUGCGCUCUUCCUUGCUUUAUGUGACUUAUUUUUUGUUGCUUGCUACCUGAAGGAAAGUCUGCCAUUAAAACAUAGAGCGACUACUCUAGCCAAAGGAUUAUCAGGGGCAAUUUCAUACAUUAAUCCCGCUGAUCUUUUCCAAUUUAAUGGCGUGUCCGACUUGAAUCAGCAAGAUCAGCAAGAUUUGAAGACGCUGGGCCGAACAUAUUUUAUAUAUUUAUUUAUCUACAGCGGCCUAGAAUUUACUUUGACAUUUUUGACUCAUCACACAUUCAGAUUCACAAGUAUGCAACAGGGUUGGAUGUUCCUUGGCAUUGGGCUGAUCAUGGCAAUUUUGCAGGGUGGUUGGGUGCGACACAUUCCACCAAAUCGUACAAAAGCCAUCAGCGAGCUGGGUUUGUGGCUAGUAAUUCCUGCAUUUAUAUGUAUCGGUGUCGCUACCGAUGUGUCACUCUUGUGUGUAGGAAUUUUUCUUUUCGCAGUUUCCACCGCUAUGGUUGUUACUUGUAUGAUGACUCUAGUGACUCGUAUUGGACCAGAACAUCAAAAAGGCGUGAUCACCGGCACAUUUCGUUCUCUCGGUGCCUUGGCUCGCGCUUGCGGACCUAUCGUCGCGUCUACAGCAUUUUGGUGUAUCGGAAGUGCCUCGACAUAUCUAAUUGGGGCUCUACUUCUCACACUACCGCCACUCAUUUUGCACGGCAUGCGUGCUUUAUAAUGUUUGACAUAGUCAAAUGUUAUCUCGCAUAAUCUGUCCUUUUAUCUUCACAAAUUCGCUUUACAGAUAUUUUAUAUCUUUAUUAUAUCAAUGCUCUUCCUACUGUGGUUUUUGAAGAUAUAUUUAUAUACGUUACAUUCUAUAUCUUAUGAUAUUAAGAAAGUGAUAAUUAUUGAACAAUUAAUGCAAAUUUACUUACAUAUAUUUAACGAACAAAG